Aspergillus neoniger CBS 115656 is the source of this 479-nucleotide messenger RNA. RefSeq lists its product as uncharacterized. The record is from RefSeq and is a predicted model, not a curated record. Bases 168 to 431 code for a protein of 87 amino acids. NCBI's taxonomy places the organism in Eukaryota, Fungi, Ascomycota, Eurotiomycetes, Eurotiales, Aspergillaceae. The transcript has a single exon.
GAAAGACAGAACCCAAAAACACAAGACAAAACAAAGUGACUGACGAAGGGCUUGAUGUUCAUGGAACGAGGUGAUCAUCCUGGAGGUAUAUAUACCCCUGAGAGGGAUUUCCUCCCGUGCCAGCGGGAUCGGGCGAUGGAGCCCUCCCCCAAGUCUGGAACCCAUGAAUGGAGCUGCACACCCGGCUGAGAGCAUGUUGGGUCCUCUGUGAUCGUGGGACCCGGAUCUUCAAGGCUAAGCUAGCCAAGUGGGUGCGCCGGGUGCCAGUGGAAACUAGGAAGCAAACCAGAGCGGACUACCGUUGUAGGUGGGCUCAUCCAAAACAAACUAAGCGGAACGAGAAUACUAUUUCGGGGAACGGGGUAUCCUGGACAGAGAAGGUAUUAGUUCCGAGCUUUUUGCGGGUCACCUCUGACCUUUUCCGUCCAUAGUAGUAAUAUUUUGUCAAGCAAAGGCGCUGUAAGCAGGGGGAAGAGCCU